AUGGCGGCCAUACAAGGUGGUGUGGUCGACGCGGAUGAAGAAAAGGACAUUAAAUCGGAACCAUCGAGCGAUGGCUGGGCAAACAACAAUGCGAGCGACGGGAAGGUGCUCCCUGCUUCGCCGGGCUCCAGCGCACCGGCCGUUGGCACCAAACCAGCGGCGGGAGACCCGGAGGACCAGCAGACGCUGCUGGCGGUGCUGCAGUUCCUCAAGAAGAACAAACUCACCGAGUCGGUCGAUAUUCUGCGUCGCGAAGCGGGACUACCGGAGGAUUCACUGAAGGAGGCCGACUCCUCCGGGGCAGGCUCGGGAGGUGCUGCCGGCGGUGGGGACGCAGAAGGCGCGAAUGCGAGCUCUCUGCUGAGCCGGGUGACCGUGUCAUCCUCCGCCGCAGCUCAGGCGCCAACAAAAGCCUCAGCAGGGGAGGAUCAGCCAGACGUCAACGUGGUGCUGUCAGCGUACAGCCAGCAGGGAGACCCGCCUCUGUACCAGGUUUACUACAGCGGCCUGAAGAGGUUCAUCGAGACGGUGCUGGACUGCCACAGAGCAGAACUGUCCCAGGUCUUCUACCCGCUGUUUGUGCACAUGUAUCUGGAGCUGGUGUACAACAAUCAUGAAAGUGAGGCCAAGGCUUUCUUUGACAAGUUUAGUGGAGACCAGGAGUGUUAUUAUGCAGACGACCUGCGCAUUUUGUCCAGCCUAACGAAGAAGGAGCACAUGAGAGGCAACGAGACUCUCCUUGACUUCCGCACCAGCAAGUUCGUCCUGCGCAUCUCCCGCGACUCUUACCAGCUGCUGAAGAGACACCUGCAGGAGCGUCAGAACAACCAGAUCUGGACUAUUAUCCAAGAGCACCUCUACAUCGACAUCUUUGAUGGCAUUCCCCGCGGCAAGAGCCAGAUCGAUGCCAUGUCCGGCAGCUUGGCCGGAGAGGCUAAGCGAGAGGCCAACAAGGCGAAGGUUUACUAUGGAUUGCUGAAGGAACCGGAAAUAGAGCUUCCACUUGAUGAUGAGGACGAGGAGGCAGAGAAUGAGGAGGGUAAACCCAAGAAGAAGAAACCGAAAAAGGACAGUAUGGGCUCUAAGAGCAAGAAGCAGGAUCCUAAUGCACCUGUUCAAACUAGGAUACCUUUGCCAGAACUUAAGGACUCAGACAAACUGGAUAAGAUCAUGUACAUGAAAGAGUCCACCAAGAGGAUCCGCGUGGGACCAGAUAACCUCCCGUCCAUCUGCUUCUACUCUUUUCUAAAUGCAUAUCAGGGUUUGACUGCAGUGGACUUCACAGAUGACUCCAGCCUGAUUGCAGGAGGCUUUGCUGACUCAACAGUACGGGUUUGGAGUGUCACACCGAAAAAGCUCCGCAAGGUCAAGUCUGCAGCAGACUUGAAUCUGAUUGACAAAGAGUCGGACGAUGUUCUGGAGAGGAUCAUGGACGAGAAGACUGCCAGUGAGUCCAAGAUCCUCCACGGACACAGCGGCCCAGUGUAUGGCAUCAGCUUCAGCCCAGACAGAAACUACUUGUUGUCGAGCUCAGAAGACUCUACGAUCAGGCUGUGGAGUCUCCUAACAUUCACAUGUCUAGUGGGCUACAAGGGCCACAAUUACCCAGUGUGGGACACUCAGUUUUCUCCCCAUGGACACUAUUUUAUCUCUGGAGGACAUGACAGAGUUGCCCGUCUGUGGGCGACGGAUCACCACCAGCCUCUACGGAUGUUCUCUGGUCAUCUAGCUGACAUCACCUGCACCCGCUUUCAUCCCAACUCCAAUUAUGUAGCUACAGGGUCGUCGGACCGCACCAUCCGCCUCUGGGAUGUCCUGAACGGAAACUGCGUCCGUAUAUUAACUGGUCAUAAGGGUCCUAUCCAUGCACUGGCUUUCUCUCCAAACGGGAAGUUCUUAGCUUCGGGAGCCACUGAUGGAAGAGUUCUCCUCUGGGACAUCGGUCAUGGACUGAUGUUUGCCGAGCUCAAAGGCCACACAGACACCAUCUAUUCCCUCAAGUUCAGUCGGGAUGGAGAGAUCCUUGCCUCUGGCUCUAUGGACAACACGGUUCGUCUGUGGGAUGCAACAAAAGCAUUUGAUGAUUUAGAGACGGAUGACUUCACAGCAGCCACAGGACAUGUUCACAUACAAGAAAACUCACAGGAGCUCCUGCUGGGCACCUACAUGACUAAAUCCACACCUGUCAUACACCUCCACUUCACCCGCAGGAAUCUGCUUUUGGCUGCUGGAGCAUACAAUCCAUGAGGCAUGGCUGAGUUCUUAGGGGGAAAAAAAAUCAAUGGUGCAAAUGUUUGGUACCAUAGCUCUACUAUUAAUUGAGGUGGAUGCAGGACAGUUAGAAUUGUUCCAUAAAACUGUAUUUCCAAUGCACCUGUGGACAUCUAGCUGUGAAAUAAGGAGAGCAGACUCCUGCCCUGACCCUGGAAGAUUCAGGCUUCCAAUGAAGCUUGUUAUUUCAUUCAGAUAUCCAUUUACCUCAGAAGUGCCAUUCCUUAUAGAGGACCAUGUAUUAAAAAAAAAGCAUCACUGCCAUGAGAACAGCUUUGCUCAUCACAUGGCUCACAUUUCUGUAUCAUAGUCUUUUAUACUGUUGUACACUGUAAAUAAAACAAAGUGUUUUUUAUGUU
This is a messenger RNA of Platichthys flesus (European flounder), 2630 nucleotides long. It is a transcript of the gene taf5, whose product is annotated as TAF5 RNA polymerase II, TATA box binding protein (TBP)-associated factor. Lineage: Eukaryota; Metazoa; Chordata; Actinopteri; Pleuronectiformes; Pleuronectidae. Bases 1 to 2247 code for a protein of 748 amino acids. Gene Ontology annotation, cellular component: transcription factor TFIID complex. The record is from RefSeq and is a predicted model, not a curated record. The transcript has 11 exons. Gene Ontology annotation, molecular function: protein binding; RNA polymerase II general transcription initiation factor activity. Gene Ontology annotation, biological process: transcription initiation at RNA polymerase II promoter.